UAUCUGCCUUUUUUUCGUGUAGGCAUAUUCAGUCCUGUCUCCAUGGAAAAACUACCAGGAGAAGAAAGAUUGUUGAUUGUUUUUAUGGUACAAUAUUUAGCUUGGUUACUGUCAUUGCUCAGCGAGCCUAUAGGCUAAGAUAUAACUCUGCCAUUUAUCCAUACAGAAAUUAAGAUAAGAGUAGGCCUAAAUGUCAUCUAUAAAAUGGUUGUUUAUUUAAGGGCCUCUAUAGGCUACAAAGUAUAACUUUCUUUACGUUUGCAAUGUUAAUAUUUGUAAUAAUACAAACUACUACUUGCUUUUAAAAACAAUUUUAGUAGUAGGUCUAUGCUCAGCUAUAGCCACUUGGCACACCAUUCAUGGAAUCCACUGAGCUACAUAAAAAAAAGGGCUCACCGGCGUGAGGGCUGAGUGGAAUACAGCGCAGGUAUCGAGGUGGACUACGUCAAAAAGUAGCAGUUGGAUUCCGCUUAUCCGUCAAGAAGGGAGACAGGAUAACAGUUGACAAAAAUGUACAUGUUAAUUCAGUGGAUCGAGGACCCCCCUACAUGGGAUGUGCUACCACAAACUAAAGUUGUUAACGGCUUAUGCGAAGUGGGCUACAUAUGUGAUGUACAGUAUCGGGAUGAGACCAGCCCCGCUAAGAUUAUCCAGAAAGGGAGUAGAACUAAAUUAAUGAAGGCCUUGGAAGCACUGGAGAGGGGGUGCAGAAAUGCAGCUACUGGCACAGAAGAACGUGGCCGUGGUCUCAGAGAGAAACGCCCCCCAGCUCAGUUUUCACCUGCCAGCAGUGAGGAACAUGAGGAGGACACAAAUCCAAAACUAAAGGGGAAAAAGAAUUUAACAAAGGCUCUGUCUCUGCAGUUUUUAAAUGAAUAUGAAGAGAGUGAGCCGGGAUACUCCAGAGAUGUGAACCCAGCCGCCGAUAGCAGCAUAGCUAACCAGCUUAAUGAGAUGCGAUGUCUGCUUUUAGAGAUGCGGGAGAAAAUAAUCAACCUGGAGCGUACUGUGAGAGAUCAAAUUACUCAGCCAGCGUCAUCCACAUUAUCAAGAUCAUCACCCUUAUUACCAUCAUCAUCAUCCCCAUCACCACCCUCAAGAACAACAUCAUCAUCACCACCACCCUCAAGAACAACAUCAUCAACAUCACCACCCUCACCAGUCCAGAUUCACAUAGGCCCUACAGUGAAGAUCACGGCCACCCAGUAUGCCCACAUCAAGUGGAGUGACCCUAGAAAGGCCACCAAGGACUUGUUGAUGGCAGUGUUUGGGAGGCAGGUCCUGGCCACACAUUCAUAUACGGGGAAGCUGUCUAAUGCCUUUCUGGGAAGACAGCCCAAGCCCCAGCUUAAUUCUGCAAAGACGUCGGACAUACUAAACUAUAUCACCAACAAAUUUGGGGUGGACCCUGCCCUGGUCAAGCAAGCCAUUUCACAGAAAUGCGCUGACGAAGCAAAGUUGGCCAGAAGGCGCUCCAAGUGAACGUGUACACACACACACACACACACAUGCUCACUCACAUACACAUACACACACUCACUCACACACACUCACAUCUGAUUUUUUUAAAAAUGUAUUGAUAUAAUAAAUGUUAUUUACUUAUGACCAUCCA
This is a messenger RNA of Alosa sapidissima (American shad), 1612 nucleotides long. Its product is annotated as BEN domain-containing protein 6-like. Lineage: Eukaryota; Metazoa; Chordata; Actinopteri; Clupeiformes; Clupeidae. The coding region runs from base 511 to 1482 and encodes 323 amino acids. The transcript is spliced from 10 exons. Gene Ontology annotation, biological process: positive regulation of neuron differentiation; negative regulation of Notch signaling pathway. Gene Ontology annotation, molecular function: transcription corepressor activity; DNA binding. The record is from RefSeq and is a predicted model, not a curated record. Gene Ontology annotation, cellular component: nucleus.